AUGCACCUGCACACCUCAACGCUGGCCCCUCUAGCCUACUGGCUGGCAAUCGAGCAUCACGAGAAGCUCGGUGGGGGCCAGUCCGGCUUCAGAGAUGUAGUUGCUUGUAGCCGAGCGCCUGACACUUGCUUGGCAGCCUUGUGA
Molecule: messenger RNA, 144 nt
Organism: Plenodomus lingam JN3
Lineage: Eukaryota; Fungi; Ascomycota; Dothideomycetes; Pleosporales; Leptosphaeriaceae
Source: RefSeq, a predicted model, not a curated record